Torulaspora globosa is the source of this 885-nucleotide messenger RNA. RefSeq names its product Erj5p (gene ERJ5). The transcript has a single exon. Gene Ontology annotation, cellular component: endomembrane system. NCBI's taxonomy places the organism in Eukaryota, Fungi, Ascomycota, Saccharomycetes, Saccharomycetales, Saccharomycetaceae. The record is from RefSeq and is a predicted model, not a curated record. Bases 1 to 885 code for a protein of 294 amino acids.
AUGCUCAACGUGGCAGCUCUUGUGAUCCUGCUGUCAGCGUUAGCUUAUUGCUUUACGCCGGAAGAAACAGAGAUAUUUGAACUGCAACGAGAGCUGGCCAAGAAAUACGGCGAUGAGAUUGACUUUUACAGGUUCUUGAAGCUGCCAAAGCUGAAGCAUUCGUCCUCGAAGGAAAUUGUCAGAAACCUGAGGAACCUGGCGAAGAAAUAUCAUCCCGAUAAGAACAGGAAGUACAAGAAGCUGUAUGAAAGAUUGAAUAAGGCAACAGAGAUCCUGUCCAAUGACUCUCGCAGGAAAACUUAUGACUACUACCUGAAAAACGGGUUUCCGGACUACAACUUCUCCAGAGGCGGAUUUAUCUUCAGGAGAGUUCAGCCUAAGACGUGGUUCCUGGUGCUGUUCCUGUAUGUGGUGGCCAGCGCGAUUCAUUACGCCUUGCUAAAGAUUCAGCAUACCAGCAAUAAACGACGCAUUCAGGGCUUCAUCCGCCAGUGCAAGGAACAGGACGACACCAAUGGAGUUGGUGAGAAAAGACUGGUGUUUAAGCAGCACGAAGCAGACGACGCUAAAGAAAUCCUGAUUCGACUCGGCGACGUAUAUGUCGUACAGCCCGAUGGAGAGAUGUGCUUGAUUUCUGCUGACGAUGCAGCAGAUCCUACUAUUCUCGAUUGUCUCUUCUUCAGGUUGCCGAUGUUUCUCUGGAAUAGAUCUCUGGGUAGACUCUUCAUCAGAGCACCAUCUCAGCCAUCAACUCAAAAAGAAGCGAAUUCAUCAGAUAAGAGGCCCCAACGAGCAGCAAGGAAUGUCGAGGCCAAGCUGAAAGACGGUCAGAAGAAAAUGACUUUACCGAAUGGCAAGGUGAUCUACUCACGCAAAAAGGAAUGA